AUGUAUGCCUCAGGCGGCCAACCGGCUUUUAUGAGUAAUUCGGUCGAGAACCCGUGGACCGGCGUGAAGCUGCCCGGACCCCGCCUUUUUUGUGUCUUCCCCGGAAAGCGCCAUGCGGAGGAUGAGUCUAGCCUCCAUACUAACAUGAAGCGGAAUCGCAUCCAGUUCGAGGCCAAUGGCGAUGCCUCGUCCGAUUCUCCCCCUCAGGGUGCUUUCACCCCAGAGGAGCGCGCUCACCAUGUCCCGAAGAUCUCUCGACGGAUACGGGCAUGCACAGAGUGUAAGCGACACAAAGUGCGCUGUGACAUGAAAGCAAGUGAUGCGGUAUGCUCGCGCUGUGGGCGCAUGGGGCUAGAAUGUGUCGUGAACAAAAGUCUUCAGACAUUACUGGAGGAUGAAGCCGAAUGGAAAUCAAUGAUUGAAUCGGCAAUGACAGAUCUGCUCCGAAAAUCACAGCUACCGGAGCUAUCGUACUACCAAGCGGGUGGUGGCUCAAUUGAGACGCCCUCGAAGAAGAGAGACCGGAAAGACUCUACCGUUUCGACCGAUGAUAACGGGCUUGGGCAAAACAAUAGGGCCGAACCAGUCGGAAUUUCAAUCGAAUUAUGGCUUCCCCCACCACAACCACAAUAUUCUCUGGACCGCGAGGAAACAGGCGCAGCCUCCUUGGUCACAGCUCCAAUGGGAAGUCUCUACGAGGUGACCCAGCUAAGUGAGAAUCGUGACAGCUCACAAGGACAAAAACUUGCUCCCGACCAGGUAUUGGUCACUGAUUUCAUUUCGCGCGGCGUGGUUGAUAUUCAGGAAGCAGAGGAGCUAUUUCAUCAAUUCGACCAGGUACUCAACCGCUACCUAUGGGAUGGAGCAUUGCUAGCACACAAAGAUCUAACAUCUGCCCGACGAUCAUCGUCAAUGCUAUCUGCCGCCAUUCUGGCCGUCACUGCACUUCAUAUGCCGAGCAAGGAACGCACAUUUGACACAUGCUAUACCGAGUUUGCAAAAUUGGCAUCGGAAUCUAUGUUAGGCCAUCAUCAUACCUUGGAUGAUAUUCGUGCACUAUGCAUAGGUGCUUUCUGGCUUGCGGAUGUUAGCUGGAAGCUCUCUGGUUACGCGGUGCGUAUUGCAACCGAACGUAACCUGCACCAAUUCUACCGCAAAGCCACACAAGGGUCGCCAGAGCACCUGGAACAGGCGAGGCUAUGGUAUCUCCUCUAUACCUUGGAACACCACUUCUCUAUUGCGUACGGACGACCACCAAUGAUCCACGAAGAUGCCAGUAUCACGCAACACAAUGUCUUCACACAAAAUCCGUCGAUAUCCCAAGGAGACCUUCGACUUCAUAGCCAAGUCGACCUGUUCAUAAUUUUAACCCGUAUAUAUUUCUCUUUCGGCCCUGAUGUGGAGUUGGAAGUUCCCGAGAGCGACUUCUCCAAGAUUGAUCAAUUUGACAUUGAUCUAGGUAAUUGGAAGUCAUCAUGGCUUCCUCGGCUUGCGGGAAGCCGUUACGUCGGCGCAUAUCCAUACAAGGCCGUGUACAUGCACUACCACUUCUCUCGACUGCAGCUCAACUCGGUGGCACUGCGCACAUACCACUCAUCCACCUCUUCAGGACAAAUGUCAUUUGAACGCCGAAAACGCGCCAAUAUCGCUGUCGAAUCAGCUAUUGCUACACUCCAGGUUUGCCUGGACGAGCGAGAUAUCCAGCGGGCACUUGUCGGCGUCCCACUUUAUCUCCACAGUAUGAUCACAUUUGCUGCAGUGUUCCUUCUGAAGAUCGCAGCCAAAGUAUGCUCAAAUGGGGCCAUUCCCGGCAGCCAGGGCAAGCAGACGUCUAUCGCCUCAGCGGGUUUACAUGUUGACGUUAGCUACGUGCGUGUUCUUGUUGGCAGGGUGGUCGAGCUUAUGGUGUCAUGUAGUCAGCGCGCGAGCGAGCGCCACCUGAGUCACCACAUCGCUAGAGGACUCCGUAAAAUGCUAACAGGUCUUGAGGAGUGGGAGAAGCGCACUGCUGGCACCCAACAAUCAGUUGGAUCAGUCCCACAAGACCCAUCUUCCCUCUUCAAACCUGUUAUAAUACCCGGAUCUCAGAUGCUUGGUGAGCGUGACACUAUCUUGAACCACCCGCCUCCGUUACUUGGAGUGGCGCCGCUGUCUGCCGAACGCAGCAAUGGCUUUGAACCUCCUGCCAUUGGAAAGCAGGAACCGGGUCUGUCUGAGGGCUCGGUUGACCCCAUGAUGGCAGAUCUAUGGGGAACCGACGAGGACUACUUCCCUACAGGAGUGUUUGACUUCCUCCAGAGCCAAAUGCCGGCAUGA
Molecule: messenger RNA, 2316 nt
Organism: Penicillium soppii
Lineage: Eukaryota; Fungi; Ascomycota; Eurotiomycetes; Eurotiales; Aspergillaceae
Exons: 5
Coding region: 1-2316 (771 amino acids)
Biological process (GO): regulation of DNA-templated transcription; DNA-templated transcription
Molecular function (GO): DNA binding; DNA-binding transcription factor activity, RNA polymerase II-specific; zinc ion binding
Source: RefSeq, a predicted model, not a curated record